CAGAAAUUUGGCACUGAAAACUGUCCGUGAUCUCGUGCAUUUUUGAAUGCAAGUACAUAGUAAAAAUAGCCAAAAAGGUGCGUGUGUGACUUUUGUUUGAUAAAUGGUAUUCAAUAGAUAACGGUGAAAACAUUUCCACAAUAUUUGGUCGAUUCAAUCGACGACGUGAUCAGUCGUAAGUGUGCACUCCAGUUCGGCGGACGUGUCCCCCCAGCAGAAGCAGAAAUAGCUCCAAAGCUCAUUCGCGUUGAGCACUCUUGUCUGGACUCCUCAUGAAACGGAUCUGGAAUAGCUGACGCACGAGGUGGCAUCGGUGAAGGGAAAGGAAAUGAGAAGCUGCUUCCUGAGCCAAGUGAUAAUAAAAGCAAAAGUGUGGUUCAGUGUGUGCUCGAAAACUACGGUUUGCAUUUUGCUUCAGGGUGUUUAGAACAAGUUGUAUAUUUUUAUCGCAAGUUGCUCAGUACUUGUUGGUGCAAAGAGCAACCAAGUUCAUUCAACGCGCGAGUAUUGCAUUGUGAUCGUGCGUGACAAUGGUCAUCUCGAAGAUUUGCUGCAUAGGAGCCGGAUACGUGGGGGGUCCCACGUGCAGUGUGAUGGCACUCAAAUGUCCUGACAUCAAAAUCACGGUCGUGGAUCGCAGCGUAGAGCGAAUCGCUCAAUGGAACUCGGACAAGCUGCCCAUCUAUGAGCCCGGUCUGGACGACGUAGUGAGGGAGUGUCGAAACCGAAACCUGUUCUUCUCGACAGACAUCGAGACGGCGAUACAAGAAGCGGAGUUGAUUUUUAUUUCGGUGAACACACCAACCAAAACCUACGGCAAUGGUCGAGGGCGAGCGGCUGAUCUCAAGUAUGUGGAAGGCUGCGCUCGAAUGAUUGCGGAAAUGUCUCAAAACAGUAAAAUCGUGGUUGAAAAAAGCACCGUCCCGGUUCGGGCAGCGGAAAGUAUUAUGCAUAUUCUGAAGGCAAAUCAUAAACCCGGGGUUAAAUACGACAUUCUGUCAAAUCCAGAGUUUUUGGCGGAGGGUACUGCUGUCGAAGAUUUACUUAAGCCUGACCGAGUUUUAAUCGGUGGUGAGGAAACUCCCGAAGGCAAGACGGCAAUCGACAAACUUUGCUGGGUGUACGAACAUUGGAUACCGAAAAAGAACAUCCUCACUACUAACACCUGGAGUUCAGAAUUAUCGAAACUAGCCGCGAAUGCUUUUCUCGCACAAAGAAUAUCUUCCAUCAACUCACUUUCGGCUGUUUGUGAAGCAACCGGUGCCGACGUGUCAGAAGUAGCCCGCGCUGUUGGUCUUGAUUCCAGGAUUGGUCCCAAAUUUCUACAGGCCUCGGUUGGUUUCGGUGGUAGCUGCUUCCAGAAGGACAUUCUGAACUUGGUAUACAUUUGCGAGGGCUUGAAUCUACCGGAGGUGGCUGCCUACUGGCAGCAGGUUAUCGACAUGAACGAAUAUCAGAAAAUUCGUUUUUCGCAGAAAAUAAUCGAGUGCCUAUUCAACACGGUCACAGACAAGCGAAUAUCGAUUCUUGGUUUUGCUUUCAAGAAAAACACCGGAGACACACGGGAAACGCCUGCUAUCACGGUGUGCAGAACUUUGCUCGACGAAGGUGCACAGUUGAAUAUUUACGACCCAAAAGUGGAACCCGAACAGAUCAUUGCCGAUCUGACGCAUCCCAAAGUAGCGGAGAGUCCCGAACAGGUGAAGAAAGCGGUACAAAUCUUCUCUGACCCCUACGAUGCCGUGAGAGGGACCCAUGCGAUCGUAAUCUGCACAGAGUGGGAUGAGUUUGUUAAAUCCAUUCCCUUUCAGAGCCUCAACUACGAGCGUAUUUACCAGUCAAUGAUGAAGCCGGCCUACAUCUUCGACGGGCGCAAGAUUCUUCAGCACGAGAAACUGCAGCAAAUAGGAUUUCUUGUGCAGACCAUCGGCAAAAAGUUGAACCGUAACAUUCUGACCAGAUCGUGGGGCAGUAUUCCACAGCUGUAGAAACUAUCCUACCGAGAUCAAACACAAGGUAAAUGCUUCUUCAACCUUCUUCCUCGAAAUCAAAGCUGUAUUGCAAGCAAAUAGAACAAAUAUUUUAAUAGACCCAGAGUAAGCUAUUUAAGCAUGAAACAAAGUAUUAAAAAGCGUCACAGACCUGCCCUUCUACUUCCACUUCGAGGAGUAGCCCUAGGACAGUAAACAUUAUUUAAUUGAUAUUUAAAUCCACUACAGCAGUAAAUAGCUAUUAUAGAAUCCCGAAUUCACUUUAUACUUUACUUAAGCACAUUUACGGUUAGAAAAAAAAUUGCAAUAUAUUUAAGGAAGGCACGACACGUGUCACGUUUUCUUUCAUCUAAUGAUUGUUAGUAUACAUUUUCGCGAAAUUUGCAUGUGUGCAUUACUUUCGGUAUGACAUCUCAAACAUGUUCGUCUGUUUUUAGGCCCGAAACAGAUUUUUUCCUCCUAUCAUAAGAGAAAUAAUAAAAUUGAAUUACUGA
This is a messenger RNA of Topomyia yanbarensis, 2485 nucleotides long. It is a transcript of the gene sgl, whose product is annotated as UDP-glucose 6-dehydrogenase. Lineage: Eukaryota; Metazoa; Arthropoda; Insecta; Diptera; Culicidae. Bases 531 to 1988 code for a protein of 485 amino acids. Gene Ontology annotation, molecular function: NAD binding; UDP-glucose 6-dehydrogenase activity. The transcript has 5 exons. Gene Ontology annotation, cellular component: nucleus; cytosol. The record is from RefSeq and is a predicted model, not a curated record. Gene Ontology annotation, biological process: glycosaminoglycan biosynthetic process.